UUUAUCUACAAAACAAACAAACUUGAUCCAUGGCGGCGUGAGCGUGAAUUGUUGCGUAUUCCGUCCGAAUUUUGCACCGGAAAACGUUGAUAAUUUUGAAUUUGGAGUGACGAAACUGAAAAUGAGUUCAGUACGCAGGAGCGGACGAGACCGUCCUUCAAGCCAAUCUCAAGGGACAGGCACGAGGGGCCGAAGGAAAACACAGGAAACUGACGAUGAGCCAACCCAAUCGUCCACUGCUGGCACUUCAAGAAGGAAUAAGAAGCAGAGCCGAAUUUCGGAUUUUUUGGAGGAGUCUCAGGAAGAGGGUGGCACUCAGAAAGCGUCCAAAGUGCCCCAGAUCACUAAUGACCAGGUCUUGGAACAGGCCCGUUCGGUGGCUUUCUAUAUGAUCUCAUGCUGCAAGGACAACUCGAUCGUCAACAGAACCGACGUCACAAAGGAGGUUCUCAAGAACUUCCACUUCAAGCACUACCCGACCAUCAUGGCCAAAGCUUCCGAGAUUCUGAAAGAGGUUUUUGGUUUGGAGAUCAAAAAUUUGGACGGUGAUGACGACAAAUUUGACAAGAUGAUAUUGAUUGACACUCAGAGCAUUCCCAAGUACGCAAGCAGUGAGGAAGACAAGGCUACUCUAGCUCUGCUUUUCCUUGUUCUCAGCUGCAUUCAGGUUUCUGGCGAGGCCAUCAAAGAAGAGGAUCUAAUCAACUUCCUGAGAGAGCUCAACAUUCUGUACUCAAAGCAGGAUCCAAACUUUGGAGAUGUUGAGGGAAAAGUGAAUACAUUCAAAGGGCAAGCCUACCUGAGAUUUGAUGUGGACAAAUCGACCAACCCUCCUACCAAAAUGAUUGCUCUCGGUCCCAGGGCUAAGGCCGAAAUCAACAAGGUGGAAAUGUUGCGGUUCUUGAAGAAGGUUUACCCCGAUCUCGACUUUCUCUCGGACAAUGCCAAUAACUUGGCUGAUUCUCAAGAUGAGGGUGCUCUGUCAGAAUAGGUAUUAUUUGCACACCGGUGCACAACAUUAUUUAUAAGUUACAAAACAUACAGGAUUACUUUUGUGCUAGCAAUCAAAAUACGAAUUGCAUCGUCCUUCUUAACAGUGAUAAAUAAUCAGUCUGAUAAUAAAAGUUACAAAAUAGUAUAA
This is a messenger RNA of Neocloeon triangulifer, 1141 nucleotides long. RefSeq names its product melanoma-associated antigen B2-like. Gene Ontology annotation, cellular component: nucleus. The transcript has 6 exons. NCBI's taxonomy places the organism in Eukaryota, Metazoa, Arthropoda, Insecta, Ephemeroptera, Baetidae. Bases 122 to 991 code for a protein of 289 amino acids. The record is from RefSeq and is a predicted model, not a curated record.